GGGCAGUAUGAACUCACCAUAGGCUGAGCGCGACAAGCAAGAGAGUGAGUGAAGGAUUCGUGUACGGAAGUGUUUGCCAUUCUCAUGAUUUCUCCUCAAGUAAAAGCCUCAGAGUCAGACUUUUUACAGUCUAUGGUCAGACCCUCCAAAAUGAGUAAAUCGAGAACCUUGAAGAAAGAGAAAAUAAGUGUGGCAAGCGAGAUUGACCGCACUGAAGAGCGCAAAUUACACUGUAAAACCAGCCUGGAGAGGGCAGAAUUCAGACAGAGAAAAGAGCAGCUCUCAGACAACGACAGGCUGGCCCUAGAAGAUGAGAUGACCAUAUUGAAUGAAAGAAUUCAGAAAUAUGAAAAGGAGCUGCAGGUGCUGAGAGGAGAGAACAGGAAGAACAUGAUGCUGUCUGUCGCUCUGUUAGCCAUCAGUGCUCUUUUCUACUACACAUUUAUAUAUUAAGAGGUAUUUUUCUCUCAUGCCAAACACUGUCAGAGAAUGAGAUUUGGGGAGUCGGAUAUCCAUUCAUACCCAUCAGUGUUCAUCAUUUGGCAACACUGGUUUGUUCAGAGGUUGUGAAUUUGUCAGUGUUAUUUUAGCCAAAAAUACAUUAUACCGUCUUCAUCUUGGCCUCAACGUGUUGGAUUGCCUCAACUCUAUAGUUUGUUUGCCAUGUAACAAAGAGACAUUAGAUGCUUGUUCAUCAGAGAGAGACACGGAAUUGGGAUUAUGUAUGUUUAUAUGAUCCUCAUUGUGAAACACUUUACCCAAUAAUGACUAAAUGAUGUUUCUCUCCAGAUCACUGUUUAUUGCAUUUCAACAG
Sinocyclocheilus grahami is the source of this 814-nucleotide messenger RNA. It is a transcript of the gene ccdc167, whose product is annotated as coiled-coil domain containing 167. The coding region runs from base 85 to 453 and encodes 122 amino acids. The record is from RefSeq and is a predicted model, not a curated record. Lineage: Eukaryota; Metazoa; Chordata; Actinopteri; Cypriniformes; Cyprinidae. The transcript has 4 exons.